AUGGCCGCGACCAUGUUGUGUCGAGUUUGUGGUGACCGCAGUUCCGGCAAGCACUACGGAUCGGUUUGCUGCGACGGAUGUUCCUGUUUCUUCAAGCGGAGCAUCCGGAAGAGGGCACUGUACACGUGCAUCUCCGGCCAGGGUGGCUGCUCGGUGGACAAGGCCCGCCGGAACUGGUGCCCGUGCUGUCGGCUGCAAAAGUGCUUCCUGGUGGGGAUGAAUGCGGCCGCGGUUCAGGAUGAACGGGGCCCGCGCAAGACAGACAAUCUCCCGUCGCAGAUCCUGGCCCAGGUGCUGGUGGCUUGCAUCCGGCAGGCCCGGGUCAACGAGAACUUUGCCCAUUUUGGCCGUGAGCAGCAGAACCAAAUUCUGCGCCACGUUUGGGCCGAGUGCUUCAUCCUGCGGGUCGCCAACUGGUCCAUCGACAUCACGUCCAUCGUCGAGAGAUGUGCCGACGAGCAACUGCGAGCCAUCGUUCGGUGGACAAAAGCCCUUCAGGUGGACCUGAUUGAAAUUUCCCUGCUCGAAACGAUGAUUCUGUGCAGGAAAGGUGAGGCCGAGGCCCAGGGGUCAAUUGUCGAGUCGUCGUCGUCGUCGUCGUUUUUGCCGCUCUGCUGCUACCGGUUCGGUCGACUCCUGCUCGGGUUAAGAGGUUUAUCGAUGCACUGCUAUCAGGCCUCGGUACGUGCCAUGUUCCGAGAAGUCACCGGAGACACCGGCAUCAUGGAGCACUUUAUCGCCAAGCUGUAG
This is a messenger RNA of Culex quinquefasciatus (southern house mosquito), 750 nucleotides long. It is a transcript of the gene Hr83, whose product is annotated as retinoic acid receptor RXR-gamma. Bases 1 to 750 code for a protein of 249 amino acids. NCBI's taxonomy places the organism in Eukaryota, Metazoa, Arthropoda, Insecta, Diptera, Culicidae. The record is from RefSeq and is a predicted model, not a curated record. Gene Ontology annotation, molecular function: zinc ion binding; nuclear receptor activity; RNA polymerase II cis-regulatory region sequence-specific DNA binding. The transcript is spliced from 5 exons. Gene Ontology annotation, biological process: anatomical structure development; regulation of transcription by RNA polymerase II; cell differentiation.